This is a messenger RNA of Pyrus x bretschneideri (Chinese white pear), 1048 nucleotides long. RefSeq names its product non-specific lipid transfer protein GPI-anchored 5-like. Lineage: Eukaryota; Viridiplantae; Streptophyta; Magnoliopsida; Rosales; Rosaceae. The coding region runs from base 446 to 946 and encodes 166 amino acids. Gene Ontology annotation, biological process: lipid transport. The transcript has 3 exons. Gene Ontology annotation, molecular function: lipid binding. The record is from RefSeq and is a predicted model, not a curated record.
UAAAAAAACAUUUCUUCAUUCAACAUACUUUAAAUAUAAUGAAUCAUUUAAUCCAAUCAUAAAUAUGAAGCGACCCAUUUUUAGACAUCCAAAAUGUUUUAAGUUGUGAUCUAAUCUAUGCCAAAAACAAUAGAAGUUGGUAACCCAAAAACCGACCUUCAUACUAUUCCACAGCCAGCUAAACCACACAACAAUUGACAAUUUAAUAAAUCUUAGCUUCUAACUAAAUGAAGAACCCGUUGUGACAUAAUACAAGUAGGAAUAGUUAGGUUACCAAUUAAUCCAACAUUUUUGUCCUCUUUCUUCAUCUCCCCCGCUACAAAAAGCCACAUAUUUCUCCUCUAACUUCACCAAAUCAAUCAAAACAGUCGUAUCCCACUUCGGAUAUCACUACUUCCCAAUCACUUCUCACACAAAUCCAAACAACUUUUAUUCCAAAUUUCCAAUGGCACGAAAGUUUGAGAUGUCUCUAGUCCUUGUCCUAGCGACCAUGUUCUUGGCAAGGGCAGCAGCACAGUCCAGUUGCACAAACGUGAUCAUCAGCAUGUCACCCUGCCUAAGUUACAUCACUGGAAACUCCUCAACCCCUUCUUCCCAAUGCUGCUCGCAGCUAGCUAGCGUUGUUGCUUCCUCCCCACAGUGCUUGUGUGAGGUUCUUAACGGCGGUGGAUCAUCCCUGGGGGUCAACGUGAAUCGGACUCAGGCUCUGGCAUUGCCUGGUGCUUGCAAUGUCCAGACUCCACCACUCAGCCAGUGUAACGCCGGUUCUCCAGCUGACUCACCAACAGGAGCAGCGGACUCUCCAAAUAGUCCUUCAGGAACCGGAUCAAAAAAUGUACCAUCGACUCAAGGUGGCUCGUCGGCCGGCAACUCCGUCAAGAUGUCUACCACGACUCAACUCUUUCUUCUCUUGGCUGCGGCAUAUGCUAUCUUUACAAUGUGCUAAUUUUUCUUUUCUGUCGGCCAAACAUUUCGAGUUACGCAUAAUACUGUUUGUGAUUGUUAACGUAUUCGAUUAUUAUUUUGAAUUCAGUUGUUAGAUUAUUGA